AGAGUUACAGUAUAGUGGUCCCACCCUCCCAACCGAACAUAGGUUCGGUUUCAGUUCACCCCUCAUUCGUCGCUCUCUAUUCUCAUACGGAAAGUGUGCUCGCCAUGGCUUCGCGUCAAGCGGGCCGACACCAUGCCAUGCAACAGCCGACCUUCGUGCCAUAUCUCAUGCAAGCUAGCAUUUUCGAGAUUCUAUGGCGAGAGCUAUCGUAUAGAUUCAAUAGUGGUCCAGCCUCAACCUGCUGGUGGUCCCUGCGUCCUGGAAGCUCAGUGACUUAGCGCUCGCGGCUGCUUUUUAACAUGCAAGAGCAGCCUCCUAACGAAAUGUAUAGCAGCGCGACAUCAUGAACGCGCGGUGACUUAGCGCUCACGGCUGCUAGCAGGUGACAUCAUGCAGGAGCAGCCUCCUCACGAAAUGUAUAGCAGCGCGACACCAGUCGAAGAGUUACCCACGUUCACGUGAAUACCUUGCUCCCAUGCGUGAAAGGGUUCGCUUUCUCUAUCUGCGCAUCGAGCAAGAGUCGCGCAUCGAUGAAUGCGGCUCGCUUGAAAUCUCAAUGGCGAUUCGGGUUGCCGCGCUUCGAAUGUGGAAGACCCAGCACCCUACACGGAGCCUUCUUUUGCCUUGAAAAACCCGUUGUUCUGAAGAUAUCUCGCACUUCACCAGGAGGCAGCCAGGCCCUGCUCUCGCACACCUUGGAGACCCACUUUCGAGCAUUCUCGUCAGCGGCAUUCGUUCUACCUUACUCGCAGCCGAUCAUCGAACCCUGUGAUUACGCCAUGACUAAGGGCGGCGGUGGCGGAGGCGAAGGCGGACACGGCGGCGGUAGCCACGGCGGCGGAGGAAGCCAUGGCUGAGGCGGACACGCCGGCGGUGGCGGGCACGCCGGUGGAGGCAGACACUCUGGCGGGGGCGGACACGCCGGCGGGGGCGGGCACGCUGGCGGGGGCGGGCAUACUGGCGGGGGCGCACAUGCUACAGGUGGCGGACACGCCGGGGGCGCUCACGGCGGCGGUGGACACGCUGGGGGUGGUGCUCACGGUGGCGGCGGCAGUCAUGGCGGAAGGAUCUCAGGGAAAACCGCUUCAGGGAUUCAGAGCACGGCCGCCCGCAUGGGGGGAGGCGGGGUUGCCAAGGGAUCCGGCGCUGCUGCGGCACAGCGAGCUGCGGCUGCCCCGUCCAAGGUAACCGGGAGCGAUGCUGCAGCACUGCAGGGCUUCAUUGCGAAGACAUCUGGGGGAGUGGCGAAGGGAUCCCCUGCGGCACAGGUUCAGAGCAUGGCCGCGCAUAACCAGGGGAACUAGGUCGUAGCAGGGCUGGGUUUUUGGCUGGAAUUCUUUUUGCACGAAGUGCCUUAGACCUUGUGGUCAGGUAGUUGUCUUGUGCAUGUCAUGCUAGUUCUUCUACAGUGGACCUGAUGGCUCGCGUCAUGUGUUCAGCCAACAAAAGAGACCACACUUGCUCGUAGUACAUAUUGUUUUAGACAAACGCAAACUCCGCUAAGCAUCUUGUAGUGCAUUAAGCGAAAAAAUGGCCCAUCGUUUA
Closterium sp. NIES-67 is the source of this 1545-nucleotide messenger RNA. NCBI's taxonomy places the organism in Eukaryota, Viridiplantae, Streptophyta, Zygnematophyceae, Desmidiales, Closteriaceae. The record is from the annotation of a GenBank genome assembly.